UUAAACUAUUUCAAAUGCUCGAAUGAGUUUCUUAAACAGUUUCGUUGAUUUAGCAGAAGUCUGGGCUCAAGUGCGGCUUCUAGGGGAUUCUUAACCUAAGCGUGGUAUUUCCUUCUCAAUGAGAAAUAUCAAAGGAAAUUACUUUGCGGGAAUCUCUGGGAUAGCAACCGUAACAAUAAAUAAACUGAAUAAAUUGUUUUUGGGUAAACAUACGUUAUUUUUUUGACGUGCUUAUAUUCUUAGUAAAUUUUAAUCUCAAAUAAGUUUUACUCUAUAAGCCAUCUGUUGGAGCUGAUCGUUUUUAUUGUUGUUUUUUUUCAACUGUUUCUAAGCCUGAACAUUAAAAACACUGGACUUUUUAUUGAUGAUAGGAUGCGAACAAACAGCAACCGAGACUAAUGCUCUUUUUUUCUGUUCAAUCAAAUUCGGUAUACUUUAUCCGUAUGAUAUUUUUAGCCCUUUGUUCCUAAGAAACUGUUAUUAUUUUUUGGCGGCAUAUUUGAAGAUAAUUAAAGAAAUAUUUUGAAUUUUUCAUACCGAAAACUUUUGGAUAUGCCGCAUGUGUUCCUUUCUCAGUUUUUUUUGGGAAUGGUUACGGCAGGUACAUUUUUGUUUAUAAUACGGUUCGGGUCGUGUUCUGCUUCAGUCGUUUAGAAUAUUUGAAAUUUCUUUUGUUUUCAAUUUGAGAGCUGCUACUGCUUAAGAUCAACUGAACAAAAGAUUAGUCUACGAAAAAUUUGUUGUUUGAGCAGGAAGAACAGCCCAACACAAGUAAUCACUUGGAAGAAAUAAGUUUUAAGUUGUGUAGCCUCACAGAGAAGAAUCGUGUCUGUUUAGGUGGAGCGGUUUCAAUUAGAACAAAAUGCACACAGAAGUUUUUGACGGGAAUAAAAAUACCAUCGAAAUAGAAAAACCGCAGAUUAAGUCUAUGGAGGUCUAUGAUAAAACCCUAAAAGAAGAACCCACCGCAGUUGAUAGCAACGCAGCGCCAUCCAGAGAUACCUCGAGCGAGACAAUCGACGUCACAACCGUGCCAGUAACUACAGAGAAUGGGCUGGAUGCUGGUCUCAAUAAUGAAACAAAAGCUCCCACAGUCCCACCACCCUCUAUAGCUGAACCAGUGGUAUCACAGACGCAUAGUUACACCAGAGAAGUUCUACCUCCCAAUAGUAUUUACGGUAUUGAGAGUCUCACGAGUAAGCCUUAUGAACCCAGUGAUAUGAAGUUACUGCCAGAAGGCAUCCACUCCCCUCGCUAUCCCUCUCAUAACAUUGCCUCUCCCCUUCAUUCCUCUCCUGAUAAAGAUCCUACACGUCAUGUCCAUAGAGCUGAAAAUAACGCUCCCUGGAUGUCUCCUGUAAAAGCUCAUAAUUAUCGAGGCCCUUGUCCUCCAACCAGUCCAUAUAUUGACUCUCGUGGUGAUCCCUCCUAUGCCAAUGGACCGCGCAGGUACCUUCCACCAUUUUAUGGGGGUGGGAGAAAUUUCAUCCAUCCCAACGAUCGAACAAGGUAUAGUGCUUACCCUUUAGGUAGUCCAUUAUUGUCCACUUUAGGGUACCCUCGUGAGCCUCUUGAUACAAGAUAUCAAUUGCAUAUGAACCCUGGCGUUGGUUUCGAAGAGGAUAAAUUUAAGCUGUCUCCGCCCAGCAUGGAUGACAAACACAUAUGGACAAAACAAGAGGUGGAACUCUUGCUUGAUCUCUACGAAGAGCACAAAUCAAAACUUCAAGAUCCGAGAGUUCGUAAAACAAAGGUUUGGGACGACAUCGCCAAACAAAUACACGAGAAGCUCGAUGCUGACGUAAACGGUUGCCAGUGUAAUCAGAAAUUCCGAAAUAUGAAAGCAGAUUACCAGAAAGUGAUAGAGCAUAAUGCACGAUCUGGCUCGUUUCGAAAAACGUGUAAAUAUUACGAUCGAUUGGAAAAGUUGUUGACACCUGUGAGUGAGCCCGAUAAACUGAAAGAAGAGAUGGAGGGUGAUGGAAAAUAUUUUAAUGGUAUUGCGUUCGGUAGUAAUCAAAAUGGAUUUCCAAGCAAAGCUGGCACACCAAAUGGAUUUUAUGAACGUGAAAUGUCCAGAACAUCUUCUUCCCCAGAAUCGGGAGAAAACAACCGCCCAUACGAAAACGGUACUGGUUCUAGCGGCACUCCAAGCUCUCCAGAGAAGCGUCCUUUAAAUCAUAUAGAAUCUGCUAGUGAUGAUUCUUCACCGCCGCCAUCGAAACGCCCAUUUACGCAGUGCAGCUGUGGCGGUGUAAACAAAAGGGAACUCAUCGAAGUUUUAAAAGAAUUUUUAAAGGAACAAAGAAAGCGAGAAGAAGAAACAAUAAAUAAAAUACAAACAUUACACAAGGAAAAAAUCGAUACUGUUGUUAAAUUUUUGGAUCUUUUCCAAGAGCUUGUCAAAAAGGUUUAGUAUGUGUGCAAAAACUUAUAAGAAAUCCUACAUUAGCUAUUAUCACAUGCGCAACUUAAAACUUGUACAUAUUAAAAUGAAACUCGCAAUUGUAUUUAUAAACAACCUCGUUCCAAGACUUCUAUUGCGCUCUCUUGCCAGUACGAAUUUUUUUGCGCAAGCACUCACCAUAGCAGAAAAGCGGAAAGAUGCCUGGGAACGAGAUUGUGAUUAUAUAUAUAUAGGGAAUUAACUGUUAAUUGAACAUAUUAUUUAAAAAAUUAAUUUAUUUCAUUGUAUUAUAAUAUAUUUAUAUUUGUAUUAAUAUUCAUUAGUCUUAAUUUAUUUAAUGAUUCAACUUCUUCUUUAGUAUUUCUUCUCUCUUUUAAAAAUAUAUGACAGUUGAUGAAAAAAUCAACUACAACUAUAACAAGCAAAGUUGUUGUUUUUUUAAGUAUUGUUAUCGCUAUAAGAUAGUAUACGGUGACGAUCACCUUUUGAAAAAGUCUGAGGCUAGUGUCCUUUGAUGUGUUUGUAGUCGGGACAAAAUGGGCGCCAAAAAUCAGAAGUUUAUGCCAAUUUAAAGGGCGAAAUAAAACAAAAGUUAUUAUAUUUUUUUUCGCAAUAAGGUCUUACUGGUUGGCUAUCUGGUGUUCAAGAUGUUUCUUACGGAAUUCAGAAAUCAUCAAAAACUAUUUAAGACAAUCUAAUUGUAUUUUUUAAAUCUUUUUUAAAAUUACAGAUUACUUCAAAGAAGAUGGUAGAAUUUUGAAUUAACUCGAGUAACCCGUUUAGAGACUAAAUGUGCCAUUAUCUACCAACGUUUUGAGAAUUUUAAUAUUAUCCUUGAAGUAACUUUUAUCUUGAAGGGGGGGGGACCACUAUUCUAAAAAUAGCACAUUUAAGUACUUUUCUCUUUUUUUGGAAUGUCUUCUUUUUUAAGUCGAAUUUGUGCUUUACGUUGGAAUAAAUGGGGUUGAAAAGGGAUUGGUUAUUUUUUAGGAAUCUGUGUAUUCUUUAGAAACUAUUAGAAAAACUGGAUUUAAUUUAACUUUUUUUUGGAACUGAGCAGAAAGUAUAUGUAAGAGGAAAUUCACCUUAAUAAGAUCCACGUGUACGUAUUGAGCCUGGGUUUAUUCCUUGCAAAGGAAUCAGCGAACUAUGUCAAACACACCUCCAACAAUUAAACAGAAACUCAAACCUGAAGUAAAGCAUUUAAAAUAAAUAAGAAAAAAAAAAAAAGUAUAAUUAAAGUUUUACGGUCUGGUUAUAUAAAGUGAGUGAUUUUGACAUAUUAUAUUUGAUUCCUGGCGUGAGCAUCGUUUCCCUUCUUCUCCACAUAUGAUGUACAGGGCCGCCUCGUCCGAAAUCCCUAGGGGCGAGGUUGUCUUUUAACAAUAAUACUUGAGAGACAGUUAAAAAAGAACUAUUGCAUUUUAAAUAAUGUAUGUAUGUAUGGACGCAAUUUAUUUUAUCAUGGUUGAUAGACAAAAC
Molecule: messenger RNA, 3889 nt
Organism: Hydractinia symbiolongicarpus
Lineage: Eukaryota; Metazoa; Cnidaria; Hydrozoa; Anthoathecata; Hydractiniidae
Exons: 2
Coding region: 863-2416 (517 amino acids)
Source: RefSeq, a predicted model, not a curated record